GGUCCAACCAUAUGUCAGUCAUGCCUGGGGUAUACUACUUGUACAACUACUACAAGUUAUUUCUAUUUACUCGAAGAAGUAAAUAAUAAUAUACUUCACUUCUAUAAGUAAAUUUUUUAUAUUCAUAUUUUCUUAUAAGGUUUGAAUAAUCUCCCCUUAAUUUUCUCAAAAACUUUACUUGUAUAAGUAAUUUUUUUUACAAUCCCUAAAAUUCUCAAGUUUUGGGAUGUAAAAAUAUGCCUUUAACAAUUUUUCUCUUGUUAGCUCAUAAUUUUUUAUUAGAGUUCAACAUUUCAUCUCAUUAAUUCAACAAAGAAACUAAUUGCGCAAAGAUCUUAAGUAAUUGCGCAAGGCCUUCAAAAAUUGCCCCUUGGUCUCAGGCUUGUAAAUGAGCAGUGUUUUGAAGAUAACAGAUAAGUGAGGUUUUCAUUGUCCAUGAAAUUACACUUAAAUGAUUAAUAGAGACAUCUGCAAAGGAUAAACAAUUAAAAAUUCUAUUAGAGCAAAGAAGUCCUGAGAAAUUCAAGAAAAGAAGAUAGUAUGACUGUUUUACUUGUCUAAGGGACAUAACUAAGCCAUUAAAAUAAUUUACCUAUACAAGUAAAUAAAAUACACUUAUAUAAGUAAUUUGCAAAUAUACUUAUAUAAGUAUAUUAAUAUUUACUUCUUCAAGUAAAUAAUAAUAACUUGUACAAGUAGUACCCCUGACUGUAUGUCCACAUUCAAAAGAGCAUUAAUCGUAAAAAAAGGGGUGGGUUCCUACUCCUGAACCCCUCACCCCCCCCCCCCCUCUUUUUGGAUCCACCACUGCUACUUCAUGCACUUUCACUUUACACAAUCAUUCAAAUCAUGAACUAUUUCAUUUAAAAAACAGCACUUAAAUGUUGAGAGUCACUACUUUAUAAAAUUUAAAAGAGCACUAAAUAUUUAAAAAACAAAAUACUGAAACAUCAUAUUAUACCAUUCACACACCAAUACUAUCUAAUAUGCAUUAAUAUAAACAGUUUAUUUAAGACUUAAUGUAUUAAAUUCAAAUAACAGUCUCAAUUGUAAUCUAAGUUCAAAGUCUACUGUGGCGGAAAAUCGUCAACUGGUUUGUUUGAUGGUCCAUACAGUCUUCAUCAAAUCCCCCCAAAAAUGAAAUGUAUUAAUGAAAAUAUAAAUAAUUUGAUUUAUACAUCUAAAAAAACAUCUAAUAAUUCUAUCGGUAUUUGAAUAAAAACAAGGUGGGAACGGACCCAGGGGGCGAACGUGUGGGGUGCGAAGGCGUAAGGUGCGAACGUGUAUUGGGAGCGAACGGACCUGAUAACCCCAAUUCCCCCUGUUACUUCAUUUGGAAAAUAUUGAUUAAAAUGUAGAGCCAUAUGCGUUGAGAGAAUGUUACAAAUUGUAUUUCAGCAUGCAGUAUCAAGAGUUGUUUUUCCAAAAAAUGAAUAGUGUUUUCUCUGUGUAUUGACCCUGAGACUACUAUAGACUGUUAAAGUAGUCUGUUAAUAUGUCUUUUGAUUGAGUUAAGCUAUUUCAAUUGAUAUUUUAUAGUGUGUCUUUCUAUGUUGUGAUGUUACACUAUUGUUUCAGAUAAGGGUGAAGGUUUGGUACCAUUAAAACGUUUAAACCCGCUGCAAUUGUUUGCAUCUGUCCUAAGUCAGGAAUCUGAUGUUCAGUAGUUGUCGUUUGUUGAUGUGGUUCAUAAGUGUUUCUCGUUUCUCGUUUUUUUAUAUAGAUUAGACCGUUGGUUUUCCCGUUUGAAUGGUUUUACACUAGUAAUUUUUGAGGCCCUUUAUAGCUUGCUGUUCGGUGUGAGCCAAGGCUCUGUGUUGAAGACCGUACUGUGACCUAUAAUGGUUUACUUUUAUACAUUUUGACUUGGAUGGAGAGUUGUCUCAUUAGCACUCAUACCACAUCUUCUAAUAUCUAUCCGAUUGGCCUGUUACAAGAGACAUCAGUACUGUCAAGUUUUCAUAAAGCAAAUGCGUGAGAUUUGGCCAAAAUUGUAAAGAUCAAAGAGAAAAAAACAAUAGAUCAAAGGAAAAUGCUACCAAAUAAGCAUGAGUCUCACGCUUAUUGCAUGAGACUUGGCAGCUCUGAGACAUAUAAUACUGUAUAAUAAUAUUGUAGUAUGUCUUUGCUGUUACCUAUACUGUAAAAUCCACCUUUGUCAAAUGGAACACUUCUUGAAGUGUAGAUUCCCAACUUUAAAGACAAUUUGUCAUCAGCAGCAUCCCACAUUUGAAUGGUUAAAAUCUAAAAUCUUUUUUUUACAUGAAUAAUAUAAAUGCAUCAUACCAUCACCGCACUUAUUUACAUCAAUACAAUAUGAAAGUUUUUCUUUCGUUAUGAAACUUUUCUAUCAAAUUAUAUCCAAAUACUUAAAAACAUGGCAUCUUACACCAUAGAAGAUCAAAGAACCAAUAUAUACAUUUAAAAUCAAUAAUCUUGCUCCAUACAGCAAAUGACAUUAACUCAUCUACCACACUCGCAGCUUCUGAAUCUAGUAACUAAAUAGACUGACCCAAACAUCAAAAACAGAAAUGUCAUUUGAAUUGGGCAUAUUUAUAUUAAACUCUUUUUAUUAUUUAAAGAGAGGGGAAGGAACCAAAAGGACAUUCAAACUGAUUAGUCGAAAAUAAAAUGACAACGCCAUAUUCAAAUCGGUCAUUCAGAAGUGGUUAUUGUAUCUUCUCAAAAAGUAAUCUUCUUAGUUAAUGAAUACAUUUUGAUCUAGCUUCUUCCAAUGUUUUUUUACAUUUUAAAAUAAAGUGCAUGAAAUCUUCAGGUUGUUUAAAACACAGGGGACACAACGAACUGGUUCUAUGCCCAUUACACAAACGCUUAGGCAGAAUGAAAAUAAGUUACAUUUUCAUUAUUAAUAGCAUUGGAAACUUAUAAAAAUGCAUAAAAAAUUGAAGUAUGUUUGUAAAUAUUUGUCCUAUUUUGGAAUUAUUGCCCCUGAAAUGUUGAUAUUAACUUUUUGGGCAUUUCCUUGCCAUUGUUACAAAAACGAUAGGAGUAAGCUUAAAUGUGUAAAUUGCAAAAAUGAUCAGCAUGAUGAUAAGAUGUAUCCACCCUGAAAAUUAGAGAAAAAUCCAAGCUAUUGCCCCUGAAACGUCAACUUUUUCCCCAAUUUUUAGCAGUCAUAUUGGCUAUUAUCGUGAAAAUUAGAGGAGACAUGUUAAAGGUGAAAACUACAAAAAGGAUCAGCUUGGCAAGUUGUAUCUACCCUGAAAAUCGAAAAACAAUCUGUUAACAAAAAAACAAAGGAUAUGGGGUAUCCAUCCAUGACACAAAAUCAGCACAUGCACAGCUAAAAACACACAAACAGCAAAGGAACAGCGCUUUUAUGGCUGUUCUUCAUUCAAGGUCACCUGUUUUGGAGUUGCUCCCUGAAAUUUUCUUUUAUUUGCAAGUUUUUGGCUGUACUCGUGAAAACUGAAUGAGCUCUAAAAUUGUAAAUAUUACUUCCCUUUUUGACUAUAUAAAGAAUAUCAUAUGGCUUUUUCAAUAUCACACCCGUAUCAACCCGAGACAACAAUAAAAUUCCAAGAGCUCUGCUAGAGGGAUUAUAGUGGUUAAGGGUUGAUACGGUGUGUGAUAUUAAAAAAAAACCAUAUCAUAUACACUUUAUUAUAUACAAUAAGUGGAUGUUUUUCCCACCGUGAGUUGAUGUAAUACAGAUUGGGGUUUGAUAAAGCCUUUAUAAGUGUGACUGAUAUCGAUGAUGUGACUUCAUAACGUUUUAGGGGUUUGAUAAAGCUUAUGUAACCGUGAUUGAUAUCGAUAUCAUCACGAUUGGUUGAUACAGCACGAUUGCCAUUGAUUGUAUUACACAUACAGUUUACCUGUAUUUACUAUUAAGUAUAUAAUAAAGUUUAUUAUGGAAAUAAACUAAACAUUUUUUACGAUAUGUAGAACAUUUCAAUUAGAAAUAUGUAUUAAAAUGUUUGGUAAAAUUUUAGAGGCAACUCAUUUAUGGAAAUAAUAGUCACUCUUUGAUUCUGUUAUUACGCACUUAUUUACACAAUUUGUUUCCCUUGGCAAAUUGUAGACUGGUUCUUAACAAGACAACUGCCUCUGCAAAGCAUGAUAAGUUGAAAAUUAAAUUCAAGCAGUUUAAUCAAUUUUUAUUUUGAAAUAUACCUAAUGACAUCAAAAGUUUUUUUUCGCUUAAAUGAUAUGUACCUUUGUAAUUAAAAGGAUAUAAAAGAAUCACACAUUAAACAUAGAUACAUUAUGUCCCUCCGAAAGGAAAUAACUAGUACAAAUAUUGGUUUUAUAGCCAUCUCUGUCAGUAGAUCACCUUAAUUACCCAAUAAGGCAGUUUUUAUUCAAAAUAAUUAACAUUUUAAUUGAUAUUGGUAUUCAAAAUUGAGUCACACACAUAAAAAAAAAUUAUUUUGAAAUUGUCUGCAAAAUACAUAAAAUAUUCAUAGUGAUUGGAAUUAAACGAAACUUUUGUAUUAAUGGAUAAACAAUUACUAAAUCAAUUCUUUUGUCAAAAUUCAGAUCUGCCAACUUUCACUAUUUAUGUGGGAUUUCCCCCAUGAGAGGUGUUGACAUGAAUUUUGAAAUUCUUCAUUAUAUAAACUGAACACCUCAAAACAGACAUUCAAAUGAGUUAAAAGGGUAUUUAAGCUCAUACAUGCUAAUUAAAUAAAGGCAACAGUAGUAUACCGCCGUAUAAUUAAAAACACUUUUGACAAUAUAACAGGAGCAUAAUGCCCUGUUUCACUUAAUAUACCCAUGGGGAUUUUGAAAAAUUGGCAGGUAUGAAAAUUUUAAAAUUGAUGUUCAAUGAAUAUUUAUUGCACUGCUUGCAUCAGUAUUAAUCACACAUAACUGUGCUAGUGGUACACUUGUAGACCUGUUGUUUUCUUUUUAUUUAAGGAAUGGACGAGUUACCUCCAUGUAAAGUAUGUGGUGGAAGAAGCUCAGGUCUCCAUUAUGGGGUGAUGACUUGUGAAUCAUGUAAAGGAUUUUUUAGGAGAGCAUUUAUUCGAAAAUCUCCAUAUGAAUGCAAAUUACAACAAGACUGUCAUAUUACAGAAAAGACAAGAAAAUGUUUUGGGUGUAGACUAAGGAAAUGUUCAGAGGUUGGAAUGUCUGUUGAUGCUAUUCAGAUGGGGAGAGUCACAAUAAAUGAUAAAGCAGACAGAUUGAUUGAAUACAAGGAUAGACAAGAACAACAAAGAAAACAAACAAUCCAUACAACAAACCAGAUAGUUGUAUUAAGCAAUGAACUGUUACAACACGGUUCUAGUGAAGAUAAACUGUCAGAUGAAACAAACAGAGAUCCUAUCAUUGUGAAGCCAAAAUCAGAUGAUCAGACUCAAUCUCCACAUCUCAUUUUUGAAAAUCAGGAAACACUACUCACACUUGGCGAUGAUGAAUCACAGAACGUGACAGCCAUACCAACACAUCUGAACGGGAUAGAAUGCGGAACAACACUUCAAAAGAUAAAACAUCCAAUGGCAGAUACAAAUCUUGUGUUUGGUGCUGAAAAUUCAUCACAUCAUUCAUGUUUCCAGGGUCAUGAAUCUUCAUUGCCUGGUGAGAGGGAUAAAGUCCAUUUGUCUGCAACGACAAUUCUUAGUCAUUUGUGUAAAAACACAAUCUAUUCCUCUGAUUGUGAUGAAAGUAAAACAAUACAGCAUGUUAAAAAUUAUAUAAAUCAUCAUAAUGGGGAUGUUGAGUCUAUGAAAAAGGAAUGGUUAAAUGUAGGUGGAGAAGACUGUGGUGAUGAUUGUAUAUUUAAAAAUCUUGAACACCGUCUGUCACAGGAAGUAGAAUUAAGUGAAGAUACAUGUACUGACAUUGAUGGUAUUGUAUCAUCAUUGACUCAUGCCAUGGACUGUAUCCAGAUCUUCAGUGUAAAAUACUCAGCAGAUGAAGUGAAACAGAAAUUGAAAAAAGGAUCAGAAGAGUUCAAAGUGAAACAGGAAGUAUUUGGUGAACUGAGGAGGUUACCAGACAGAGACUAUUAUAACUUAUACAAAACAACAAGAAUUGAUGCUGAUGGUAGAAUGAAACAAAUAGAUGACCUCUUUAGCUGGUAUGCGGUCAUAGUUCAUCAAUAUAUUGACUUUGCUAAAAGCAUUCCAGGAUUCUGUUCAUUAUUAACUUGUGAUCAAGCAGCCUUGUUAAAAGCUUCAAGGACAGAAUGCUUCUUCUUCAUCAUACACGUAGCUUGUGAUCCGGACACAGAAAUGGUCAUGCUGUUUUCUGGUCAAACAUAUAACAUCAAAGAAAUUGUUGGUUGGAUGCCUGAAGAAUUGCUUAAAGUGUGGACAGAGUUUUGUAAAGGAAUACAGAAUCUGAAUCUUACAAAGAAAGAACAAGCUCUUGUUUUGGCUUUGUUGAUUACAACUCCAAACAGUGACAAAUACACUUUAAAAGAACCAGAAAAGGUUCAGGAGAUUCGUAAAAAAUUAGAACUUAGCAUUGAACAUGUGGUUCAAGGCACAGAGAAAAAUUCCACUGCCUUAUGGAUUCAGAUGACGAGAAACUUGAUUUCAUCAAUACAAAGUAUGAAGGACAUAGAAGAAACAGAGCAUAAUUCUGUCUGUCAGAUGCCAAGUAUUGUGAACUUUUUACUAAACGAAUGAUCCCAAAAAAGUUUAAAAAGAUUUUCUGGUUCAUAUGAAAAUUGCUCAUUUAAUGAUAUUUGUUCAGUAAGAAUAAAGGUAUCUCGUGCUUUUUAAAGCGGGCAUUGUAUAGUGAUGCGGAUGUCCUACUGUUAGUCGGUCUGUCUGUCUGUAUCCGCUACUGCUUCGGAACCGCUUUACAUACUUUUGUACCACUUUCACAGAAGCCGACUGACAUAAUGUACCUAUUCUUUUUUUAUUUUAUUUCUUCAUCUGAAUGAUUUUUAUGUUUACUUAGGCAUGACAUGGGCUUUAUCUUAUUCGCACAAUACAGUACACGUUAGUUUUCACUUCUCCUCAACCCCUUGUUACAAUUUAUCGUUAGAUUAUUAACCAUAUACAUUUUUUAUACCAUUGUGCACAUCAUAUAAUGUGUGCACUCUUUCUGACGUUAGAUUCUUAAAAUUUGAUACUCAGGGAAGAGAACUUUAUGUCGGGAUCUGAUAUAUUUCUUUUUUUAGCUUUGCUAAUGCUACCUCUAGUUUUUAAUGGCAUUUGUUUUUAUUAAAAUGUAUUUUUAUUGAUAUUUCUAUUAUAAGUGCAUGAUGGAAAACAUUUAAAUAACAAAAGAACUUCAGAGUAUUUUGUAUACAUUCAAAUAGAUAUGUUGUUAACUGUGUAGAAUAUUGUUUAAUGCUUUUUAUGGAAAUUAUAUAUUUUAUAACUUUUAUCGAUUGUUUUCAGUGAUCAAAACUUUCUUGAAACCAAUAAUUAUAAAAGUUCAUGUUAGGGUAACUUACAAGUAACUAACCUGUUGUGUAAUGAAUUUUUUGCACAGUAAUUGUAUCAGUAGUAAAAGGAUAACCUGGUUUCAAAAGAAAGACCAAAAUUAAUGAUUUUAAAUGUUUCUGGUUAAUGGAAGAACAAAUACUGCUUAUCUUAUUGUAUUGUAGUUUUAUUUGAAAGGACUUGAUUACACUGCUUAUGUUAGUUCCUUGGAAACAUGAAAUAAAUAUUAUGUUUUUAAUUGUAUACAUUAUUUACAGAUAGAAAAUUUCAUAUUGUUGAAAUAAAAAUAUAUCUGUUCUCGUUAUGAAUGGGAAAUGUGAAUUAUUGGCGCAUGAAAAACAGUAUUUUUAUUUAGUACUUUCAUUCAAUCAGUAAAUUGAAACGCUCUUAAUUUAUCAGUGGUUCCAUAAGAACUCAAUAUCUUUGGGAGGGUAUUCAUAGGACUUUUAAGAAUGUUUGGGAUUUUUUUGUGGCAUUAAACUACGAAAGUUGGCCAGGAAGUAGAAGAUACUUAAAGAUAGUUCGGAUAAAAAAUGCUAGGUUUGUUUGAAAUGUUUAUAUCGUACAAUGGAAAAUAUGAGAUCUGGUUUAUAAAUUCAUGACACAAAAGCCCUACAUGCACAUAAUAAAACCCAAUGCAAAGGAACUGCUUUUUUAUUGCAGUUCUUCAUCUCAUGAUCCAAGUGAGGUCUUACAACACAGAACAUUCUUAUUUUUAUACAAAUAGCUUAUUUUUGCUUCUAUCUAAGUACAUUUGUACUGUUAAAUGGUUCUUUGAUUGCUUAUACUUAAAUAUCCUUCUUUGUUGGGUAAUUGUACUCGGAACUUGCCAACUUCAAAACAUGUGAUAUUCCACAGCAAUUAGGGCAUUAAACCUUUGAACUUCCUCAGGGUGAAAAUUUUCAGAUAUUAUGUCAGCAAUAAAUUUUUGUUUCACCUGUGAUAAAAGUCGCUGAAGGGAGACUGAGGCGUGCUAUUUCUGGCAUUGGCGUCAGCAGCAUCAACAAUUAUUAAAGUUUUCGAAUAGGUUACGCAGGCAGGACAUAUUUGUUUGUUAAAACUUUAUUAUACUAAUACUGUGAAAGUACUUUUAUUCGUGGGUAUCAAUUUUCGUGGUUUGAGCAAAAUUUAUAUGUUCGUGGGUUCUUAAAUUCAUGGAUUUUAGAUUUUUUUUUUAAUUUUAAAAAAUCGAAUGAAGAAUUUGAAGCCAUCAUAAACGAAGAUUCUUGAAAAUGAUCAUAUAUGUUGUAACGAUUUGUGGGACAUUGCAAAAUAAGGUGUUCAUUUUCACUUACAUGUUCAUAUUUCAUUACUGACAACAUCCAUUAAAAAAAUGAUUGAUCUAUACUUCCAAAUUGUCUCAAUUGAAGGAAAUUGCAAAGUAAACAUUUUAAUAGCACACUAUAAUCAGAAAUGAUGACACUAAUUAACCCGAGAUCGAAUAAUUAACAGAUUUACGAUCAUCAUAGGUGUUAAUUGUGCCAUAAACAUGUCACUUAAAGAAAUCGGUUAUAGAUUAAAGAAAUGCUACAAAUGUACUUUGAAUUGUAGAAUUAACUCUUAUGAAAUAAAAAAGCAAGCCCAUAAUGAUUUUUUUUCAUAUGAGAAUUAUAAGUGGAUAAAAUGAACUUUUCAUCAUCGUAUAUCAUCACCGGACGUCUGAAUUUUAUCGAUCAAAACUAAUUUUCAAGAGAAUUAAAAGAUUAAAAGUAUUCAUAGUGUGUCUGCAGAUAUUUGAUUAUUCUCUAGAUUAUAUAUGCCCGUAUCCAUGUAGUCAAAUCUACAUGGGGAUCUUUCCAAGUCUUGAUUUGGACAACAGUUGUUAAAUUUCAUGGACACUUAAAUUCGUGGAUAAAGCCAUCCACAAAAACCACGAACAUUGGUACCCCACGAAUAAAAGUACUUUCAAUGUGAAUUAUGUAAUGUGAUACGAUUUAUUGUUUGAAAUUGAGUGAUUGUCUUAUGUCCAGUUCAAAAGCUCAACGCAAGCUUAUGUUAUAUUGUUACUAAUCUUGCCAACUUUACAUCAAGAUUUUUUUAAUUAUAUUUUCUUUUUAAACAAACAAAGUUUUAUACAUUGAAAAAAAUAUCAUCAAUUUAUACAUUUAUAUUCUUCUUUUACUAGUACCUACUAUUACAUGUUAUUUAUAUGAUUAUUGUAAUUUGUUUUGUUUGCCAUAUUUUUGUUUGUGCCAUGUAUAUAGAAAUAUUUGUACAUUUAGUUUAAUUUUUUUUAUUUCAAAGAAACAAAUUAUGCUAUUAUUUUUCAAAAAGAUUAAAUUUCAUACAUUUAAAAAAUAAUCAAUUUAUACAUUUAUAUUCUUAUUUUACUAGUAACUACCUUUACAUAUCAGUUAUAUGAUUGUCGUUAUUUAUAAUGUAUUCUUAAAGUGCUAUUUUUAUUUUUGUGCCAUAAACAUAGAAAUAUUUGUA
This is a messenger RNA of Mytilus californianus (California mussel), 9803 nucleotides long. Its product is annotated as vitamin D3 receptor A-like. The record is from RefSeq and is a predicted model, not a curated record. Gene Ontology annotation, molecular function: nuclear receptor activity; zinc ion binding; RNA polymerase II cis-regulatory region sequence-specific DNA binding. The transcript is spliced from 6 exons. NCBI's taxonomy places the organism in Eukaryota, Metazoa, Mollusca, Bivalvia, Mytilida, Mytilidae. Bases 4887 to 6602 code for a protein of 571 amino acids. Gene Ontology annotation, biological process: positive regulation of transcription by RNA polymerase II; hormone-mediated signaling pathway; cell differentiation.